UGUCUCAGCACACACACCUCCCCCACAUCACAGCCUCACUCACGCCCUGAGCACGAGAUGGAGUAAAGCAGGGAUCAGAGUGAUCUCAUUCUUCGGUCUUGCCUCAUUCUGACACACAGAGGAUGUGAGAGUCAUCUGAAGGAUCUUGCAGUCAUCGCUGUACAAGCUCUAAAGCUCCCCCUCUCCACUUAGAUUAUGCAGUGAUUACUAUUGUUGCAGAGUCCUCAUCGUACGGAUCUAGCACAUUUUCACCAUGAGCAUUGCAGUGUCACCGGUGGCCAGUGAGGCUGCCUCGCCUAUGAUCACCUCUGUCACUCCCACCUUGGAGUCCUUGGAGUCCCCUAAACAUUGUUCAGAUGGGCCUAAUAUAAGUGGGGAUAAGGUGCUUCAGAGCCCAGAAUACCGCCAGAGAAAUUGUAAACCUCCUCCCUUGCACACAGGAGCGGACUGGAAGGUGGUGCUUCACCUGCCAGAGAUUGAGACCUGGCUGAGAGCUACAGCAGAGAGAGUGAGGGAUCUUACGCAGUCUGUGCAGCAGGAUAGCCUCAACAGGCACGUGGAUGUUCACCUGGUGCAACUAAAGGACAUCUGUGAGGACAUAUCAGAUCAUGUGGAGCAGAUCCAUGCGUUGCUGGAGACUGAGUUCUCCCUGAAGCUGCUGUCAUAUUCUGUGAACAUUAUUGUGGACAUCCGCACUGUGCAGCUCCUUUGGCACCAGCUCCGUGUGUCUGUGUUGGUUCUGAAGGAGAGGCUUCUCCAGGGCCUGCAGGACUCCAACGGCAACUACACCCGACAGACUGACAUACUGCAGGCUUUCAGCCAAGACCACGACGAGGCUCGAUUGGACUCUCUGACAGAGGUGGAUGACUCGGGUCAGCUGAUUAUUAAGUGUAGUCAGGACUACUUCUCCCUGGAUUGUGGCAUCACCGCUUAUGAACUGAGUGACUACAGCCCCAGCGAAGACCCAGAAGGCAGAGGCCUGGGUCAAGACCCACGCUCCCUCUAUCCUGAGCUGCAGCGAGACUUCCCUGAAUUGCUUCAGAGUGUAGAUCUUCUCACUAUUGCUGCCUCCAGACAGAGCCAAGAAUUAUCCUCACCUCCAGAGGAAGAAUCAAACAAAUCCACCCAGAGUUCUAUAGGUGAACCAACAAGAUCCAACCAGGGGCCUGUGGAGAAACCAGCCAAGUCCAACCAGGGGCCUGUGGAGGAACCAGCCAAAUCCUACCAGGGGCCUGUGGAGGAACCAGCCAAAUCCAACCAGGGGCCUGUGGAGGAACCAGCCAAAUCCAACCAGGGGCCUGUGGAGGAGCCAGCUGGUUCCACCCCAGAGACCCAGAGUGAGCCCAUGGACCAGGCACCGUCCACUGACACAGCUAUGCAGGGAGAGACCGACGUUGGCCUCUCCAAGCGUCCACUCCAAGGCUCUCACAGUAAUGACAUAUCACCUACUGAGCCUUCCAUGCCCAAGAAACCCAUGUAUGUGGAAGAAUCAUCUCUGCAGUAUCAAGCUGACAUUAGCAGAAGCACACCCUCUCUUCUGGAUCUGCCUGAUCGUUCUAGAUUCUGGCUGGACCUGGAGGCAGUGUACCCCACCAGUGGAAGUCAGUCAGAAGAGAAUCUCCACGUCAUGAAUGCGAAGAACAGGCAAACAAGUCACCAAACAGCUUUCCAGAAGCGCAAAGUCCAAAUGCUUCUCCAGAGAAGCUUAUCUGUGGCUGAUCAGGAAUCUGACACUGAACACAGCAACCUUUACUCACGCUUGAAGAGCAAGCACACCAAAAACACACAAGUGAACAGUGACUCCUCCACCCCUCCACCCUCUUCAGGGGAGGAAACCUCAAAUCACGAUCCUCGUGAAAGCUCUUCCAGUCUGGACAAUCAUCUUCCCACCACAGAUUCUCUGUGGAUCAUGCCCAAACAGAGCUGUAAGAACAACAGUCCUAAAGAUGAUUGCUGGUAUGGUUCUGAGGAAUUCCUUGCUCUUCCUGCCCAACUGAAGAAGACUGAGAUGCUGGCCUCAAAGUUGGAGAGUUUGGCUCAGGCCUUACCCCCAAGAACCCUGCAACAGUCAGUUCAGGAUGUGGACAAUUGGGAGCUGACCGAGGCCAACACAGAUUGGGAGAUCAAUAACCAUCUCUUUUCACCCCGGCCCAAUAGGAAGCACUUCUCAACAGAGAGGUUUUCAUCCUCGUCCAGUGAUGUGGCUCCAUCUGUAGAUGAAAGUAUCGAGUCUGGACCCCUCAGUGACUUGGUGUCAGAAGAUGAGGGUGGGUGGUGUGCACACAAGUCUCAAAGAGCUGAGAGGAUUACUGUGCAACCCGAGGCCUCCAGGAUGGUGCUCCAGUGUACACCUCUGAUCAAGCAACUACUGGAAGACAUCCAGCACCAGGAGAACUACCAGGACAUUUGGGGAAAGUUAGAGGGCUUCGUCUCUAAGCUGGAUGAGUUUAUCCGCUGGCUGAGGGAAGCACUGGAGAGCACAGAGAACUGGACACCACCACGAGCCGAUAUCGAGAGCCUCAGACUUUACCUGGAAACACACCUUAGCUUCAAGCUGAAUGUGGACAGUCACUGCGCUCUGAAAGACAGUCUACUGGAGGAGGGGAAGCAACUGCUGGAACUCAUCACCUGCCACAAAUCAGGCCUCCGGGACAUGCUCCAGAUGAUUGCGCACCAGUGGCAGGAGCUUCAGAGGCAGAUCCGCCGGCAGCACGGUUGGAUGCUGCGCACACUGGACACCAUCAAAGCCAAGAUCCUGACCACUAAGACAGACGGGGACCCUAAAAACACAGAGGACCCCGAUCUCCAUGCCAGCUCUGAGGUGCAGCAGUGUUACAGAGAGGCCCAGAGGGAAAUUCUGGAUCAGAUGAGUGUGAAACUUGGAAGUCAGCACUACUGUUCCAGCUCCAGCAGAAACAAAAACAUCUCUUUCAUAUCCAAGUCCAACAGCCUAUCAGAGUUCGAGAGCGAGUACCAGGGGCUCUGGGAUUGGCUGAUGGACAUGGAGUCCAUCGCGACGGACAGUCAUGAGUUGAUGAUGUCAGAGGAGCAGCAGCAUCAUCUCUAUAAGGGGAACCGUGUGGAGAUGGCCAUGUGGCUCCCAAAGAAAACGCACCUCCUGGGUUGGGCUGAGAGCCUGAAAAGGAGCAGCAUCGAGCUGCCUGAUGACUUUGAGGAACGCAUGACUGCUCUCAGGGUCAAGUGGGAUCAGCUAGAGAAGAGCCUUGGAGAGCACGUGGAGGUGCGUCCGGGUGAGCUAGGUACCUGUGGGCUGCUCUCUCCAGGCACUAGCAGCAUGGUUGCUCAGCUGGAGCUCAAGAUCAAGGAACUCAAGAGCUGGCUCAGAGACACUGAGCUCUUCAUCUUUAACCUGAACCUCCGGGAGGACACGCGGCAUCACAGCCAUGCAGAUGCCUCCUGUGAUGCCCACCAAGCCCCGAUGGCAGACCUACAGCACGACCCACAACCAAACCAUGACCAAGACCCACAAGCAGAGCCGCAAGCUGUCAAGCAGCUGGAGCGCUUCAAGGCUUUAUGUAUGGAAGUGAGAGGUAGGAGGAAGGGGAUGGCUUCGGUACUGCGCCUGUGCCAGAAGCUUCUGGAAGGGCCAGAGGAGCAAAGCUCCGAGGCAGAUCGUCAAUCCCUACAGCUGCUACAGGUGAACCUCGAGAGGCGCUGGGAGGCCAUCGUCAUUCAGGUGCUCCAAUGGCAGAGUCACCUCAAGCGCACUCUGGGCCGAGACCAGGUUCCCGGGAACCUGAUCGAACCAUCACUUAUGGAUCUCCGUGGCUCGGCCGAGGACUCUUGGGAAUGGGAUGAGAUGGAUAUGACCAUAGUUAAUAUGGAGUCACAGGAAAGUGAUCAAGAAAGCCAUUCAGAAAAGCACCAGGAGGAACAUUUAGGCGAAACUUGCCCUACACAGAACAGAAUGAGCCUGAAUGAGCUUCAGUUCAAUCCUCCAAUUUCCCGUGUUUAUCAGGUGUUCAGUUUACAUAGUUUUGAACUGUACCAACAACCACAGUACAAUCAAAAGAUAUUUUCAUACACCCAAGCCAAACCCAAGGAGAAGGAGCCGCUGCUAAAGAGCCUAAGCAAGGACUCUUCUUUCUCCUCGGUGGAGUCACUACCUGACAUCAUAGCAGGGCUUGUGAGUGGGAAACAGGGAGUGCUGACAGAUUCCACCAGGAGAUCAGAAAGUGAGAGUGGAAUAGUCAGUGAAGGAGACACGGAAACAACAGCCAAUUCUGAGAAUGGUCUGCUUUAUCAGAGUGAUGAUCCAAAAGUUCAAGUUACUCUUAAUCCCCUGAUCCAUCCAGACUCACCUUGUAUAGACAGAGUCUUAGAUGAAGACAUAGAUAAGAUACUGGAACGUGCUAACAAGUGUGCUGAGCUUGGAGACAUUUUGACAAAGGAGACAAAGGACCAACAAUAUUUCAUUGGAAAGAAAAAAAGAGAGGAAUCUGAAAAGGGAAGAAGGAAGCACAAAAAUGAACCAGUGGAGAUUUUUAUUAAUGGGCGCUGUCUUAGUCCUGAAUCUGAGGAUGAGGGCCAUGAAACUGCAGCUUUCAGUGCUGCUUAUGAUGAUGAGGGGAAGGUCCGAAAGUCUGCUCACUUAUCUCAGGGAUCUUCCCUAGAUUCACUCUAUGCAGUGGGUGAAUUAUUUCCAUCAGCCAAAGAGACUCUUACACGUAGCAUGUCCCUGGAGAGCUGGCUCGCUCCAUGUAAGAGUUCAGGAGAAGCAGGCAGUCAGAGUAGCCUGGGAGACUUAGGCCUGGCCACAGAGACCACCGGGGAGCUGAGCAGGAGAACUCUGGAGCUGCUGAAGCGACUUGAAAACAUCCAGACUCCUCUUGCCCAGAAGAUCACCCGCAGCAUUUCUGAUAUUACCCUUCCAAGCAGCUCUCUGCAUCUUCUGGGACGGGGACCCCGUUCAGGGGGUGCCCCUUCCUCCAUUAAUGAGAGUUUGGCAGCUUCUCUCACAGAGCUGAGCAGCAUUGACGACUCAUCACUAGCUUCUGAGGAUUUGGCUGUGCAGAAAAAACGCUGCUUGGCUGCCAAUUCCAAUGCAUCCUUCCGGAAGCAUAGCCGCAGCCAACAGCUGACAGACGAGACAGACGCCAGUGUCAGCAUGGUGGUGAAUGUGUCAUGUAACUCAGCCUGCACUGAUGAUGAGGACGACAGCGACCUGCUUUCCAGUUCUACUCUCACUCUUACCGAGGAAGAGCUGGGCAUCAAAGAUGAUGAAGACUCCAGUAUUACCUCUGAAGAAGAGUAUAUAGAGGGCACAUUUGCACUGGGUCUGGACUACAUGAAGGGUGAGUUUCAGAGCUGGGUGAAACCUAGAGCUCAUAACAGAGAAAGAAAUGAGGCAGAUCUUGGAGAUGAGUUGCAAUGUGGAACUCUGUCUAGAGAAAUCCUAUCACCUGUGAGGGCUGUCAGUGAUCGUCAUUUUUUGAAUCAAGCUGCUCUGAAGCACUUGGAGACAAACUCCAAUGUUAAAAAUGGUGGCCUCAAGAAACAGGAGGUGGACAGCAACAGGGUGGAUGCUACCAGAAAUUACAUCAGCAGUUUUGCUGAUGACAUGGAGAACGGCAACGUGGAUAGCUCGCACAUCAAAGGCAAGGAUGAGGAUGAGCUCCUCAGAGAGGAAGGAAGUCUUUUUACUAAGAAAGGAGAAUCUUUCAAGGAUUGCUACUCCAUGGAUGAUUUAAAGGGAGAUGUAAUGAGCAUGGUAGCCACACCCUCCCCAUCCUCAUGUGGUCAGAUAAGCUUGCAGUCCCAAGAAUAUUCUUUGGAAGGUCAGCUGAAGGGAGAACUACCUUGCCAUAGCUCCCAUCAUCCACCCCCUUCUCUUUCGCCAGUAGAGGAGUGCUCCACGUCCCACCACAGCAUGCUGGGAACAGCUCACAUCAGCUCCCAGAAGCAGUCAGCUUCCUCCCUGAACAACAUCCAUGAAGAUCCCAGACAGAGCUCAUCGGACUGUUGUAGCCACCAGCCAUUUCCUUCUAAAGAGGAGAAAAGCGAGGAUGUCCAUAGCUUUGUGAUGGAGAUCAUUGACAUGACAUCAGUGGCCCUGAAAACUAAAGAUGUCCAAGCAGAGCAACCUCAGGAAUCCUCUAGUCCCACCUCAACUUCCCAGAUCAAAGAGAAAGUCCUGGAACAUUCCCAUCGGCCAAUCAAUCUACGCAAGGGUGAUUUUUACUCAUACCUAUCGCUUUCCUCUCAUGAUAGUGAUUGUGGGGAGGUCAGUACCUGCACAGAGGAAAAGAGCAGCACCCCAGUCCUCUCUAGAACUCCAGAAAUCCAUGAUGAAGAGCCUCUAUUUGCGGCCUGCACAGAAGAAGUCUAUUUAGGGCCUCCGCUCUGCUACAGCAUGUCCAUUAGCAAAAGGCCCAUGAGACGCAGCACCAAACUAAUAGAACCCUUCUGUCCCUUGAGCCAAGCACCUCCACCACCCAGUAAUGAAUACCAAAAAGCACACAGUAUUUCUCCAGGAAGUAUAGCUGGAACCCAGCCACAGUGCCAUAAUGAGGCUCCUUAUCUUAAUCCUUUACCAUGUGAAACCGUGAUAGACACUGUUGAAUGUUUUGCAGAUACUAAAAUGCUUGAAUCCAAUAUUUCCCCUGUAAUGACUAAGAUAAGAGUCUCUUGCUCCAGUACAAAUCCUUUAAAAGAGGAAAGCGGACUCUAUAUUAAUCCUAAAAUUAACUGUCCCCCGAUAAGAAAAAGUGAUAGGGAUGAAAGAGGUGAUGCUUCACAGUGGAUGAAACAGAAGAAUGUCAGAAAAGGGCGCAGCUCUCCUCAGGAAGCCAAGUCUACUCCUAAACAGUUGGCAAGGUCAGAGCGUGGUGCUGGACCGGUGGAGACAGACCGCAGGGUUUUGCACAGUGCGCGGCGUUCAGACAGCACUGUGGCAGUGAGGAGUGGAGCGAGCAGCAGACCCCAGGCCAAGAGACUCUCAGGAAAUCAUGCUAUCCCUGCCUGUAGGCACUGACUUUAGUGGUUCUGUUGCUGCAUAGAUAUUCUGCGAGCCGGGAUUGUACCUCGAUCCUGGCUCAUGGACCUUUCACCUAGCACUGCAAUACGGCUCCAGUGCUCACUCCUGACUACUACUGACCCCAAAGACCAUUCUUCUGUACUCACUGCUCAUCCUGGACUGAGCUACCUCAUCGUCUUCCACCAAACACGGCGAGAUGCACGCACACACACACACACACACACACACAGACGCACACACACACACAGACACAGACGGUAGCUCUCACUGUCACAAUCCCUGCACUUUGCUUUGCACAUCUGUGUUUGUCAUUUGCCGUUUGAGAGACAGAUCUAAGGUGCAGCACAUUGUAGAGCUCCACAUUUAAACCACAUAUACAGUGUGUGACAUUUGUCUCAGUCAGUCUGAAAAGCAGCUCCAGUUUUACUCACUUUCACCGUACGUAAGCCGCUUUAGCAGACGAAGCCCGGAUCCGCAGACUGUUAAACUAAAUGAGCGGUGAGGAGAGCUAUCUAUGCAACCCUAUCUAUGGGUGUGCUUGUGUGGCAUGGAUAUUCCGCCGGUUGAUGGGAUGCUGUUCAGAGUUUUUCGGUUUCUUUUGUUUUAAUCCCUGAGAUUUGGAGAAAAUCAAAGAAGUGUUUUAAACUUUACAUUUUUGUGCCUUGCUGAUAUUUCUUAUAACUUUUGUUAAAAACACUUUGAGGCUUUUCUUUCUUUCUUUCUUUCUUUCUUUCUUUCUUUCUUUCUUUCUUUCUUUCUUUUUUUUUCCUGUUCAGUAAUCAGUGAGAGAGUUUACUAGAGUAAGGUUGAGGCUAAUGAAUGGGCAUCUGUAUAUAUGUAUACUGUAUCUUCAAAUCUUGGUGUACAAUGACAAUAUGAAUUAUUCGUGUUAGUGUACAACUCUGUUCUGUGAUGUGGAUUAUUAUAAGCCUUAACGUGCUACACUGCAUGGUUGAGAGUAUACCGACUCUUCAGA
Molecule: messenger RNA, 7973 nt
Organism: Hemibagrus wyckioides
Lineage: Eukaryota; Metazoa; Chordata; Actinopteri; Siluriformes; Bagridae
Gene: akap6
Product: A kinase (PRKA) anchor protein 6
Exons: 16
Coding region: 254-6994 (2246 amino acids)
Source: RefSeq, a predicted model, not a curated record